AUGAUUUUUUCUCACAACCCACCAAAAAGUCUCCAACUAAUCUUCUUCCUUCAAUUAAUCAUACUCCUAAACAUUGCUAAAACAGAUUCCCAACCCGAUUAUGUCUUCACAGUUUGCAGCCAAAAUGGAAACUACACACAAAACAGCGUGUACAGAACAAAUCUCUUUCAAGUCCUUACUAACCUCGUCGACCAAUCCUCUAACAUUGGUUUCUCCAAUUCAACUAUCGGUCAAAAUCCCGACACAGUCUACGGCAUGUUCUAUUGUAGAAGGGACAUUAAUCCCGUAACGUGCCGAACAUGCGUAGAAGAAGCCGCAAAACAAGUUGUAAAUGUUAAUUGUACCACCCAAAAAGAAGCCAUCAUUUGGUAUCAAGAAUGUACUAUAAGGUAUGCAAAUAGGCCCGUUACAUCUAUAGAUAAUGAUGAUAGUUGGUUUGCGUGGAGUUUUAAAAGGUUAAAUGUAUCGAAUCUCAAUCAAUUUGAGUCAAUCGUAACAUCUACGAUGAAAAAUCUUGUUCAAAAGGCAGCAUAUAAUAGUAGUUAUCUUGGUUAUGCGACAACAGAAGCUCAAUAUCCACCGUUUGAUAAACUAUAUUCUCUUGUUCAGUGCACUCCUGAUAUACUUGGUUUGCCUUGUGAGAAAUGCUUGCUUAGUAUUUUGAGAUAUUGGCAAAUGUAUUUUAAAGGAUUAAAAAAGGUUAUGCUUUUCCGGUCCAAUUGUCAGAUGAGUUAUGAUACUGUACCUUUCUAUACGCCUCCUUCUCCACCUCUGCCGCCAAGCCUACCAUCAAAAGAAGAAGUUCCAGUUCAGCCUCCAGAUGGACGCAUCCAAAAUGAAGCCGUAAUGAGGCGUUCCAACAGCUCACAGUCCUUGCAAUACGACCUUGAUUCAAUUAGAUUGGCAACAAAGAACUUUUCUGCUGAAAAUAAACUUGGGGAAGGUGGAUUUGGACCUGUUUACAAGGGAAGGCUUCCAGAUGGCCAAGAUAUUGCUGUAAAGAGACUAUCAGAAGAUUCCCGUCAAGGUCUCAAAGAAUUUACUAAUGAAGUUCAAUUACUUGCCAAGCUUCAACACAGAAAUCUCGUCAAACUUUUAGGGUUUUGCUUAGAAGGUCAAGAAAAGCUGCUCAUUUAUGAGUUUGUCACCAACUUGAGUCUCGACAGGUUCCUAUUUGAUCCACACAAGCGCAAAUACUUGUACUGGGAUACAAGAUUCAAGAUCAUAUUAGGAAUUGCACGAGGCCUUUUGUACCUUCAUGAAGAUUCUAGAGUCAAAAUUAUUCAUAGAGACCUGAAAUCGAGCAAUAUUUUAUUGGAUGAUGAGAUGAACCCAAAGAUAGCAGAUUUUGGCACGGCAAGGUUACUUAAAAUUGAUCAUACACAAGCCAAUACUAGCAAAAUUUUUGGAACAUUUGGAUAUAUGGCUCCAGAAUAUGCUGCAGGUGGAGUAUUUUCAAGUAAAUCAGACGUCUAUAGUUUUGGUGUCAUGGUCUUGGAAAUAAUAAGUGGGCAAAGCAAUAAUUUUUUUGCUAAAUCAUUAGGAAAACAGAGCCUUAUAAGUAAUGCAUGGAAACUUUGGAACACAGGUAGGAUAAUGGAACUAGUAGAUCCAUCAGUAGGGAACAACUUCUCAAGAGCAGAAGUAGUAAGAUCAGUUCAAGUUGGUUUAUUUUGUGUUCAAGAAGAUCCUUCCAGUAGGCCAACAAUGGAGUCUGUUCUCCUCAUUCUUCAGAACAACUCCUCAGAUGCCCAACUUCCACCACGCCUAUCAGGAUCGUCAUCGGACAUCAACUUACGAGGUGAGCUGCCAGAUUCAGGAGAAGUAUAUCAUGAUCAGUACCAAAAUCAUGAUCAUCAAGCAAGUGAUCUAUUUCAUGAAAGAAAUACAGAUGCUGAAUCCACAGACUUGUACCCACGUUGACAUAUCAAGAUUUAUGGCCGGUUUCUUUUAAAAUGUAACUAUUUCUGUUGAUUGAUUAACAUAUGUUGAGGUAUCUGUUUCAGUCGUUGAUACAAACACAAUAGUAAGACCGUGCUAAUACUAAACGACGGUAAUGAAAAUGAUUUAUAGUGUAAAUUAUCAAAAAAUG
Amaranthus tricolor (Joseph's coat) is the source of this 2092-nucleotide messenger RNA. RefSeq names its product cysteine-rich receptor-like protein kinase 10. Bases 1 to 1923 code for a protein of 640 amino acids. Gene Ontology annotation, biological process: protein phosphorylation. The record is from RefSeq and is a predicted model, not a curated record. Gene Ontology annotation, molecular function: protein kinase activity; ATP binding. Lineage: Eukaryota; Viridiplantae; Streptophyta; Magnoliopsida; Caryophyllales; Amaranthaceae. The transcript is spliced from 6 exons.